Messenger RNA from Mercenaria mercenaria, 1688 nucleotides. Its product is annotated as delta-like protein C. The transcript is spliced from 10 exons. The record is from RefSeq and is a predicted model, not a curated record. Gene Ontology annotation, molecular function: Notch binding; calcium ion binding. NCBI's taxonomy places the organism in Eukaryota, Metazoa, Mollusca, Bivalvia, Venerida, Veneridae. Gene Ontology annotation, cellular component: protein-containing complex; plasma membrane. The coding region runs from base 343 to 1410 and encodes 355 amino acids. Gene Ontology annotation, biological process: Notch signaling pathway; establishment or maintenance of epithelial cell apical/basal polarity; heterophilic cell-cell adhesion.
UGCAAAUUGUCUAUGUUUAAUGCAAAUUGUCUAGGUUUAAUGCAAAUUUUAAUUGGAAAGUCUGUAUUUGAACAAAUAUUAAGAACAUGCAAAGGAGCAUUUCACUACUUGCUAUCAUUGCAGCCGGACGCAGAAUUCGUUUUAGCUUUGAUAAAUUCAAGAAUAUAUUUCUAAUAUAUUUCUUUAAAAUUAUAUUUUACUUAGGACAAACAGUGUGUCUUAAAUUAUUUUAGGAUUGUUUCCUAGCAACAGAAAUCAUAUCGGUCUUCAAUAUCUUUUUAAAGCAUUACAUCUUUUACAGAUAUCCUAAAGCCAGACGAAUUGUUCACUUAGUAAUCAACCAUGAAACUGAUAUUAUAUUGUGCUGUUAUAUUCUUAGCAUGUGCUUUAACCUGUCUAACAGGACCUGAUAGUGUUGCAAAUGCCAAGCCCAUUCCAAGCGACACAGAAUCGGGUAAAGGUUCAUCAGACUCGAACAAAGAUAAAUGUUCUAAAUGUUCAUCAGACUCAAAGAAAGAUAAAGGUUCAUCAGACUCAAAGAAAGAUAAAGGUUCAUCAGACUCAAAGAAAGAUAAAUGUUCAUCAGACUCAAAGAAAGAUAAAGGUUCAUCAGACUCAAAGAAAGAUAAAGGUUCAUCAGACUCAAAGAAAGAUAAAAGUUCAUCGGAAUCAGAUGAAUUGGACAGGUGUAGCACAAGCCCUUGUAAGAAUAGUGGUACAUGCGUAGAGGUUGCAGACAAUUACACAUGCAGAUGUAUUGAUGGAUUUAAAGGGAGGAACUGUGAAGAAUUGGACAGGUGUAGCACAAGCCCUUGUAAGAAUAAUGGUACAUGCGUAGAGGUUGCAGACAAUUACACAUGCAGAUGUAUUGAUGGAUUUAAAGGGAGGAACUGUGAAGAAUUGGACAGGUGUAGCACAAGCCCUUGUAAGAAUAGUGGUACAUGCGUAGAGGUUGCAGACAAUUACACAUGCAGAUGUAUUGAUGGAUUUAAAGGGAGGAACUGUGAAGAAGCUGUUGAACCAUGUCCAGAAGAAGGAUGGACCUUAUUCAGUGGUAGCUGUUAUUAUGUUAGUGACACGAAGUUAGAUUGGCUAUCUGCUGUUGCUGCCUGCAAUGAAACGGGUGGAUAUCUUGCAGAGUUCCAGAGUCCAGAAGAAGUGUUUUUUACGUAUACGAUAACUGAUUUAUUUGACACAAUUUGGAUUGGACUGAAUGAUAUACAGACUGAGGACGAAUUUGUAUGGCAUUAUUCAGGGGACCCAGUGUCUUUCAGUCCGACUUUUUAUAAAGAGAACCAACAUCCAAGUCAUGACUGUGUCUUCGUCUUUAUCUAUUACCAGUAUUGGUACGAUGACGACUGUAACAACCAACUUCUAUAUAUCUGUGAAAAGGAUGCUACUUAUAAUUAGCAGAGGAAGAUAACUUUUGAGGACAAAAACAGGAGCAUCUGGAAGUAUUUUACAAUAUGUCAGUGGACUGAAAAAUUUUUCUGACAUUUUGUCAAUAUACUUAACAUCUUUGUUGAAAGUUACUUUGUAUUCUGUUUAAUUUAAAAAAAAAUCCUUUUUUUGUCCAAAUUCUCAAAAUAAAAGCAUUAAAGAAUAAAAAUGUUUGCCAUCUGUUUUUGAAUAAAUGUUAUUUUAGAUAAAUAAAAAGGAAAGAGACAAAUAUUUACUUUGCUUGAAAC